AUGGAUGGUGAAAAGGAAGAAGAAGGGUUCGUUGCACCGAGAUGCCGUCUCUCAGAUCCUGCUCAUCCUCACAGCCUUUGCCGGCGAGACAAUCCUCGUCCUUCGUUAUGCUUUAGAUGCGGACCCGUCAACGAGGAUGAUGAGGACUAUAACUGGAAUAACUGGCAUUACUAUUGUGAAACCUGCAAGCUCGUGUUCCACGAAGACUGUAACAUGAUCCCACAAGGUAUGAGACAUCCUUAUCACCCUAACCACCCUCUCUACAUGACCCUUCGGUUUUCAGAAACCAGAAUCCAAUCAUUCAAACACGGUGCGCUUGAAAUGGCAAUCUUUCUAGAGGGCGAGGCCACGUUUGACACUACGCUUGUUUUUGAGACCAACAACGCUUGUCACUGGUGUGGGAAAGAGCUUGGUGUAAUGUUUUUUCGUUGUCUUGACUGUGAUUUUAGUCUUGAUUUUGAGUGCAUUAGGGAAGAUCCUCCUUACACUAUCACAAACGUAGAGAAACAUCAGCAUGUACUCACUUUGUUUCCUAGACCACUCGUGGAACCUUGUUGUGCUUGUGGCUUGAGCGGAAACAAAGAGUUAGGUUAUGCCUGUGAUCCAUGUAACUACGUAGUCCAUCAAAAAUGUCUCGAGCCACCACCACAAGUCGUAAACCAAGACGAUCUUGCUCCAUGUCUUCCACCACCUACAUGA
Thlaspi arvense is the source of this 699-nucleotide messenger RNA. The record is from the annotation of a GenBank genome assembly. Lineage: Eukaryota; Viridiplantae; Streptophyta; Magnoliopsida; Brassicales; Brassicaceae.